Messenger RNA from Lymnaea stagnalis (great pond snail), 8071 nucleotides. The record is from the annotation of a GenBank genome assembly. Lineage: Eukaryota; Metazoa; Mollusca; Gastropoda; Lymnaeidae.
CGUCACUACUCCAACAUGGCAGCCUCCUAUUUCAAAACAACCCUGUAGCUGACUAAUAUUUGUUCACAUUUUAAAGUUUUAAUAUUGAGGAAAUUUUGGAAUAUUUAAUUUUGCCCUUGAUGUUUAUGUGAGAGCAUUACAAUUUUUUAUUUAAUAAAAAAAAAUAUGAACAGCUGUUGACUACGCCCACUUUUAUUCUUCCUUUGAAGUAACAUAAAGUUUCGCCUGAGUUGUCUGCUACUAAUUCACUAAGUGGAAUUAUUUAAGUUAUUUAAUUUUAAGUCUAAUAAAUACUUGUAUAAUACUGACUACAAAUUCUAUUUGGCUAUGUCAUCUCUUAUCAUAAAAAAUUACUUCUGUAGCUCAUAAUACCAGUCAAAUUAUAAACUAGUCUUAACUAGUGCUAUGAAAUGAAAUGAAAACUAGAAGAAAAAAAAAGUAAACAAACUUAUCAAACUAUGUUAUGAUGAAGUAAUGAAGUGAAUGUCUAUUCUGUAUUCGGUCUAUGACUAAGUUAGCAAUGCCUCUAACUUCCUGUAACUAAAGACUUAAUUAACUUAGAGUUUGAAUUAGAGAUAAGAGACAGCUGGAAAAUAUUAAAACUAAUUGCCAGAAAAUAAAAUAAAUAUUAAAUUUAGACAAUGUUAGGCUUUAGGCAAGGCACUAACUCUAAUAAAUAUAUAUCUGAUACUGACAAGAAAAAUAAUUCAUGUUAAGUUUCGUUACAAUUAGAAUAAUGAUUUAUGUGGGCCUGUGUUUGAAACUGAAAGUUUUAUUAACUUAAUGGACUAAUCUGUCACAUAAAUUAGCCAUAAAAAGAUCAUUUAUUUAUCUUGUAAAACAUACAAAAUAUAAUUAUAUAUCAUUUGUGACACACUAAUUCUUUUUUUUUGUGUGACUCUUCAUACAUUUUUUGCAUCAUGUACCAUUUUGAAUUAUGCAAAAUAUAGAUGUUUAUAAUGUGCUCAUUCAAAAUAAUUAUCAAAAACAAUAUAUCUACAGGUGUUUAUCAAGACAUUUCUCCAGAUUUUCACUCAGUUGUUAAUUAAUCUUGACUUUGAAAAUUCAAGCCCCUUAAACCAUGGCUAAUCAGGGACAAAACAAUCCAGCUUUGGCUAAGAAACUCUUAGAUAGUAUGCAAAAUGAUCUUCGAACCUUGUCUGCUGAAUGUAAAAGGAAGCACCCUGAAGUGAAAGAGGUACCUUUUACAUGAUUUUAAAAAUUAAUAAAGUCAUAUAUUAUUUCAUAGUUAUUUUUAAAUGGCAGGGGAAAAUGUAAAAAUUUUACAACCCACGCAGCUCUCGCCUACUGUAGCUAGAGUUUAUGACGUCAGGGGUGGUCCUCGAUUUUACUAUCCACACAGCUCUCCCCUACGUGAAGAAGAUAUUAGGUUAAUGUUUUAUCUUCAACAUGUGCUUUCAAAAAUGUUUAUGUAAGCAUUGAAAAAAUGAAAACUAGUCCUCACAAAAAAAAAAAUGAUUGGAUAUAUGAUUCAGCUUAAUAUUUUUUUUAUAUCUCACUACAUUUUAUUUAUCAACAUGAUAUGUAAAAAUUAAGCUAGAAGUUCUAAAUAUCAAGUUUUAUGGACAUUUAAUUUGUGAAAUAAAGUAGGGAGUUACAAAAAUUUCUUUCUCAAUCAUUUGUUAAAGAUGGAAUACAUUUUCAGUGUGCUGAAAUGGUGCAAGUGAGGUUACGCACGAUUUCUACAAAGAAUGAAGACAUAAUUGCUGGUAUGUUGUUAGAAUUUAAUAAUAUAUAUGUUUAAAAAAAAUUGGAUGAAAGGUUAAAGUAAAAGGGAACUGUUUUUUAAUUUUUUUAAAUGAAAAAUAUGAAAAAUAAAAAUUGAAAAAUUGAAAAUUAUUAAGAAAAAUAACCACCAUAAACAUGCUAUUUUUAUCUCCUAGGCCUGUUGUCAAUCAGCACUGAUGUCAUUCAUCCUUUUGUUCUUGGAUGUGACACCAAAAACCCCAAGCUUUUACCACUUUGUCUUGUUGCAGUACAAAGAAUGAUAUCCAAUGAAGCUGUUUCGACGGUUUGUAAAUAUAUAUAAAUUUCGUCCUUAAAACUUGUGAGAUAGCUUGCCAGUUUAAUAACAAUUUUGUUAAAAGCUUGAGCAGAAUAAAGGUUUGGAUUAGCUCUGGAGUUUAUUCUAAUACUGCUAUAUGAUAAAAUAAAUAUUAGUUUUACAUCUCAGGCAUUUGAGUAAGAAAAAUGUUGACAAAAACAUGAUGAAAGUUGGCGUCAAGAAAAGGGUCGUAGCCAUAAAAUAAAAAUGGAACACAUUUACUGUUAGAUCAAGAGAAAUAUUCUUAAAAUUUUGCUAAAACUGCUGAGCUGAACUGUUAACUGAUACUAGUGCUAAUAAAAAAUAUUUUGCCAAUUGGUAUACAAAUGUUUGAAAAUUUUAGUAAUUUGACAUUUGUGAAUUAUUUUUUCAUAUUUAUUAUUGCAUUGCUGUUGUUAACAAAUUAAAAAAAUGAUUUGAUUCCAAAUUUAUAUAGAAGUAAUUUAAUAGAAAAGUACAUUCAAUUUCCUUUCCAUUGAUAUGCAACAUUUGGGGUCUAUCUCUUAUAUGUAUAUUGGAAUUUAGAUUUAAGUUUAAUAGUGGUCUUGUUUUUGUUCUGUGUCUGACACUGCUUGGUGAAACCAUGGAAAUACCUCCUGGGAGCCAAAGUGCUAACAGUAAAACUAUUGAUAACCAAUGAGUAACCUAAAAAAUUUCUCUUUUAAAGGAAGUAUGAAAAAUAUUGAGAAGACAGCAUUCAAGCUGUGUGAAGGGAAAUCUUGAGAACAAGAUAUAAAUAAUUCCUUAAAAUACUAUUUUUAUUCUGUUGAUUGGCUUUCGUAACGUUGAUUUUUUUACAUGGCUGGGUUGUUAACCCUGUGCACAACCAUCUGGGGGGUUGCCCCUUACAGCUCUCUGGGUGGCUACCUUAGUUUUUGGGUAAGGUUCCCUAGCCUUUGUGGAUCCCUCCACUUCCUACAAGGUAGUAGGUUCUGAUUUUGGUCCGCCCCAGGUAUUUUAUUUCCCUGGUACCCUCCAUAUCUGGUGGGCUUUCCCCUAUCCGCCACCUGGGGAGGUGCUUGAUGGAAGAUCAGUAUCUCCACACAAAAACAUUACAAGAGAAACAAAGAAAACUAUUUAUAAAACUGUAAUCAGACCAGUUGUAACAUAUGCAAGUAAAACUUGGACCCUAACAAAAACAGCAGAAAACCUAUUAAACUCAUGGGAUAGGAAAGUUCUUAGGAAAAUAAAUGGGCCUACAAAGGAUGAAUGAAUGGAGAAUACGAACCAACCAUGAAUUAUACAGUCUAUAUCAGGAUCCCACGAUAUUAGCAGAAAUAAAAAGAGGCAGGUUACGCUGGGCAGGACACCUAGAGAGAAUGCAAAAUGACAGAGGAACGAAGAGGGUGCAUCCCCAAUACCCUAGAGGAAAAAGGCUCAAAGGCAGACCUAGGCUUAGGUGGAUAGAUGAUGUGGAAAAAGAUCUACAGCAGCUGAAAAUCCAAGCAUGGAAAAGAAAGGCAUUAGUUAGGUCUGAGUGGAAGGAAGUGGUGAGGCAGGCCAAAGCCCUACAUGGGCUGUAGCGCCACAGGGAUGGAUGGAUAAAAUAGUAUUUACAUUGUGUGUAUUUUGAAAUUUAUCUUCAUUUUCCUGUCCCAUUUUUUUUUGUAAUUCAAAACCUUUCAAAACUAUAAAAUUAAUCUGACAUGCUUAGAUGGGGAAGACUAUUUACAAUCUUGCUUGUCAAAAAAAAAAUUUGAAUGAAUGCUAAAUGCAUAUGAAAACUAAUAAUUUCUGUGUCAUAAUUUUUAGAGACAUAGCAAACUGUUUAUUCCAAUAGAAUGAAGGAACUCAUUUUUAUAAAUUUAGUAAUUUUUAUGACAAACUUAGCAAUGAAUUUAAGAUUUCCAUUACAGUAUUUACACUUUAUUUUUAUUGGGUUGCCUGUUCAAUAGUUGUACUGCGUUUGUCUAAUAAAUAAAAAAGAACACAUAACAUGUACAUUUCCUUUGCUUCCAGGCUGCAGCAGAUUCCAUUAUUGGCAUGUUAUGGCACUUGAUGGAGGCUGGGCUGGAAGAACUCAAGUUGCUACAGACAGCUAUAUUACUUCUGACCAUUAAUUCUGUGGUACAACAUGAAUCUCUUGCUAAGGUUUGUAAUUCUAUUAACUUUCAGGUACUGCAAAUUUACUUAGGUAUAUUUUGUAAUUCUUUAUAUUUUUUUUACUGGCACAAAAUAAAUUGCUGGUUAUGAUUUGUAAUUCUAUAAUUACUAUAGACAUGAAUCAAGAAAAAAAUUGACCCUCUUCCCAUCAACCUAUCCUGGUGAAACUUGGCACAUAGACUUGAUGCCAAUGACAAAACAUUCUUUCCAAUUUUCAGCCCAGCCCCUCCCCCCAAAAAUCAGUUUUCCUGUUUUUCAAGGGGAGCGUGAAGGAAAUAUGAUGACACUGAUUUCACAAAAUAAAAUUCCUGAUAACUGAGCUAAAUUAGCUAAAUAAAAUUUAAAAAAAAAAAAUAUUGCAAGUGUGUUAAUAUUUUCAUUAGUUUUUCUGAAAUAGUGAAAUAAAUCUGCGGGUAAAAGCAGUUGGGUCAUUAGAAUAUUAAUAUAGUUCAGGAGCGUGAAAAAAAUGUGCAUUUGUGAGCCUUGGGUGGAACUAAUUGUGAUUCUUAUAAAGUGCGUUACUUGUGCCGGGUAUGAAUAUUUUGUCAAAUUGUCAGCCCCACCCCUCAUUGCUUCAAAUAACAUUUUACAAAGGAUUUGUACUAAAAACUUGUUUUUCCGGGUUGUUUAAUUAUACUGCUUAUUAGUAGUUAGUGUAUACUUUUGAUCUAACGUCGGGCAAAAGUAAAUAUCGACUAAUACAGCUUUCAACAUAGCCACAUAAUCAUUUAUACUUACCUUGAACUGUCAUAUCAUCUAUUUAUUAAGAAAACAUUGUUUAAAUUCGUAUUUUAGUUGAAACAGUUGAUACAUUCCGCUCUUGUUCGCAGGCUCUAGUACUUUGCUUCCGCCUUCACUUUACCAAAGACAGCACAACCAUCAACACAGCAGCUGCAGCGAUCAAACAACUUGUGUCCGCCAUCUUUGACAGGGUGGUCAUAGAAGAUAAAAUACCAACAUCAGGUAAUAACCAUCUUGUGGCACCAGGUGGUAGGAGCAGGUAGUGGGACCAGGUGAUGGGACCAGAUGUUGGGACCAGGUGGUGGGACCAGGUGAUGGGACCAGGUGAUGGGACCAGGUGAUGGGACCAGGUGGUGGGACCAGGUGGUGGGGCCAGGUGGUGGGACCAGAUGGUGGGAGGGAGAAUGCAAACCGAGAAGAAAAAAUGUGUUUGGGUAAUUGUCCAGAUUUGUACAAUGGCAGUAAGGGAAUAUGUUUUUUUUAAAACCUCAUGAAUUUUGGUAAUAACCUGCUUAAUAUGUAGAUAAUUGCUGUGUGAAUGAGAUAUGGACAAUUGUUGUGAAGGAGAUAUGGACAAUUGCUGUGUGAAUGAGCAUUGGACAAUUGUUGUGUGAAGGAGAUAAGGACAAUUUUUGUGUGAAUGAUAAUUAGACAAUAACUGUGCGAAGGAGAUAUGGACAACUGCCAUGUGAAUGAGAUGAAGGAUAUAUGGACAAUUGCUGUGUGAAGGAGAUACGGAUAAGUUCUGAAUAAAAUUCUUGAGAGAAAAUAUUCACCUGCCAGAUGAAAUGUUUAAGGCGAGCGGCAAGAAUGGACCCUAUUUGGAACCAGGAAAUAAGUUGAAUGGGGUGCCAUCCCAAUCAGACACUAUUUGGCAAUGAAAAAAAAAUUAAUUGGUUUGGCCAUCUGGUCAGCCAACAUGAAUUGCAACCAUACAAUAGCAGGCAGGGGAAGAUCAGGCAGUUGGAGUAUUGACUGUGUUAAGGAAACCCUAAAACUCCAUGACCUGAACCCACACCUUGUGGCAAUCCAUCAGCUAUACGUCCCCACGACAGCUCCAUGGUAAAAGCAGAGAGAAGGAGAAACUUUAUUAUGUGGUUGUCAUGUCGUUGAUUGCUGACAAACAGUAGAUUUCAAUAAUUUGAAUAAUAAUUUUAUUUGUUAGCAUUCACUGGAAAAUAGCAAAUUUAGCUUUCAGCUAUUGAUGACUGGCGGCCCAGAGAGACUUCAGAUGGGUUUUUCUAUAAAUAACUAAAGGUUAAGAGUUGUACAUUUUUCUGGCUGACCCAUGUUUCAUCGCUGUUGUGAGUUUUAUAUUUAAUUUUAAACAAUAAUUGACCAAAACAUUUAUGUGUGUUUUAUUUUGUGAAAACCAGUACCAAAGGAAUCUGUUAACCUUGAGGAGCUGAAAGCAGGCAGCAGGAACCCACCAAAAUCACUUCGACCUUGUGCCGGAGAUGCCUACCUGCUUUUUCAGGUAAAUUUCUCUCUAGUGCAUUUGUCCAAGGGAAACUAAAUAAUGAGUGCUUUUGUUGGGUUUUUAAAUUUUGAAAAUUAACAAUGUUUUUAUAUUCAUGCUAGUCUUACCAGCUGGAUUCCCCCCCCCCCUUCUUUUUUUACAAAUCAUCCUUUAUAACACCCAGAGCUUCUUAAACAUUCUAGUUUUUUUUUUCUUGAUUCUUAUUACUUUUCAAUCUUUUUAAACCUUUUGUAGACCAUCAAUUUAGAUCUAGUCCAUUUUAAAUGGUUUAGAAUAGCUGUUUUCUUUUUUUUUUUAGAGACGAAUUUGGUUGCUAAUUUAUCCCAUAUCACAGGAUUUGUGUCAGCUGGUGAAUGCUGACCAACCAUUUUGGUUGAUGGGGAUGACAGAAAUGACUCGGACUUUUGGCCUGGAACUUUUAGAGUCAGUCUUAACCAGCUAUCCCACAAUUUUUUCACAGGUAAACAAAUAAUAAUCUUUACAUUCUAUCAAAUAAGUAUUUUUGUUUAAAUUAAUUUUAAAAAUAUUGUUUUUGACCUCACGCACUGUCAGGUAUUAUAAGCAAUUUAAUAGACAAUAUAAAUUUGAUUCAGUUAUUGCUUCAGUUUUUUCUGAUCUCAUCUUAAGUAUAGGAAAAGGCCGAUGUAUUUCAUUAAUAUGGUUAUAUUUAAAUACUAAUUUUGAUAUUAAACAUAUACUUCUGUAUACAAAUCUUUGACAAUUAUUUUUAAUCUAAAAUUGUUACAUUGAUAAAAGAAAUAUUUUAAAUUGCAAAACUAAAAUUUAAAAUUAAUUUUUAGAUGUUUCUACUCUCAAUUUUUAAAAAUCUGGAAAUUCCUGACAAUUUACAUUUGAGUUUCAUUGACAUGCCACUUUGGAUAUCUCUCAGCACCAGGAGUUUAGCUUUAUGCUGAAAGAAAGAGUUUGCCCGCUGGUGAUCAAAUUGUUCUCUCCAAGCCUGAAGUAUCGCCAAGGGCUGCCGCCAGCUCCAUCGCCCGCUCCUGUAGAAAAACCCUUCUUCCCUAUUGUGAUGAGACUUCUUCGUAUUGUUGCUGUUCUCAUCAAGAGCUAUUAUCCGUUGUUGGUGAGAUAUCCUGAAUCAACUUAGUAAAUACUGGAUAACAUCUAAAAUAGCUUACAAAUUAAUUAUCAGCUGAUGAUAAGUUGUGAGUUGUAAGAUUCUAUUGAUAUGUUAUGAAUAGCUUGCUCACAUUGUUCAGAAGGAAGUUACAAGAAUUAGAAAGCAAAGGAAUACUAGUUUCUAUAUAAUUUUUAUAUUCUGAAAGGUUUUUUGGGUAACAAAAAACAAAACAAAAAUCUAAUACUCCAAAUGUGUUCAAGAGAAACUUUAGACUUUUAAAUUUUGAAACCCAAUGGUUUUGCCUUCUUCUAAAUUUGGUUUGAGAUGAGCUUUGUCUGUUACCAUAGUGAGAAUCAAUUAAUAAGGUAUUUGAGAACUUUAAAAAUAUUGAAGUUUUACAAGUCAAGCCAUUGCACUGAAAACUUAUUUUGUGUGGAGCACUUCAGCUUACAAACUGAACCUUUUAUCACAGGUGACAGAAUGUGAGAUCUUCCUUUCACUACUGGUCAAAUUUUUGGACCCUGAAAAGCCAAUAUGGCAGCGAUGUCUGUCAUUGGAAGUUCUUCACAAACUCUCAGUUCAACCAGAGUUGAUCAAGUAA